UUGGCUUUGUUUUGCUUUGGGUUUUCGUGCAAUCUACCAGAAUCAGGAUCAAAAUCGCGAAACCAAAACAGUGUUCAGUUUGUGUCCGAAAAUAAAUAAAAAUUCAAACGCUUUUUCGACGUUCUAACCGCAAGUGAAAGUAAAAUGGAUCAGCCAAAGUUGCUCCAGCGGAUGGUCCAGCAGAACAGAUGUCUGACCUGUUUUGAUCGCACCGGAACGGACGCCCGGCAUACCGGAGAUUCGGAAGUGUUCCAAAUCGUUAGGAAGCAUCUCUGGUUCACGGAGACAGAUUUGGCGGGAAGUGCUUCAAUUUGUGGCGGCUGCUGGGAGAGUAUCGAUGGCUUUCACCAAUUCUACGUGGGCGCGGAACAGCUGUACGAGAGAAACGAAGUUCCCUUCGGGAUGGAGGGGAAGCACUCUAUCAAGCAGGAAACGGGAUCGGAAGUGUACCUGGUGGAAAUGGCACAGGAUGUCGAAGAACCAGAGAUUAAAGAGGAACAGGUCAGCGACCUGGAGGAGAACGAUGCUUUGAAGGAGGAGCAACGCGGUCCAAAAGAGGAUCAGGAAGUUACGAGGGAAGAUUCGGAGCACGAGAGUGACGACGAGGAAGAUGAUGACGAUGACGUUGCGGACAAAGAUGAGGAAGGUGAGAAUCCGGAUAGCCUCAUAAAGCAGCACGUUGUGCUGAACUGUGAUCAGUGCGAGGCAUCGGAUUUUACCUUCAAAGGAUUGAUGACGCACUUGCAGAGAGCCCACAGUGUCAUCAAAUGCUUCACGACCUGCUGCGGCGGAAGGUACCAUACUAGGAUACGAUUGCUGGAACACGUUCGGUACGUGUUUGAUCCGACAUCGUUCAAAUGCGAACAUUGCGAACUUGCGCAAUAUUUUAUCAAUGGUCCGGCGUUGAAGCGCCACUUGAAGCUGAAGCAUGGAGUUCAGGUAUCCACACGCUCGUACAACUUGACCAAUCGCCUGAACAAAGAUAAAACCCCCGCUGAAAAAUCCGAGGAGCAGUUGAGGAGGAUGGAAGAACAGGAAAAGCGUCGCAGCGAGAGAGCCGCUGAGGACAAAAUGAUGCGGGACCACGUGACCUUCGGGUGUAUUCCUUGCGGAACAACCUUCGACACGUACACGGAACUGUUCCGGCACAGCCGCGUGGAACACAAGCAGAAACCGGUGGUCACAUGCUGCGGCAAUCGGUAUCAUAAUCGACCCCGACUGCUACAACACAUCCAAUCGGUGGUGAAUCCGGUGGCGUUCCGCUGUGAUCUGUGCUUCCGGUGCUUCAAGAGCAACUACGCCAGAAAUUUGCACUGCGCCGAGAUGCACCCCACGGAAGACGCGGUAAAGUUCCGGUGCAACCGGUGUCCGAAGGUGUUCGUCCGGGAGAUCAAGUAUCGGAAGCACAUGCAGGACCACGAGGACUGCGAUAGGGACGAGAUCAAGUGCGAGUACUGCGGGAAACUUUACAAAAGCCGUCACAUAUUGUAUAUGCACGUGCGCAACAAACAUGCGGAGCCCCGCUUCGUGUGCGACAUCUGUGCCAAAGCGUUUGUCAUGCGGUCGGAGUUCAUCAAGCACAAACAGGAGCAUGAAAAUCCGGACCAGCUGAAAAUGCAGUGCCAGCACUGUUUGAAAUGGUUCAAAAACCGCCAGUACUGGCGCCAGCACAUCCGUCUGCACGUGGUCGGCGAGGUGAAGUGCGAAAUCUGCGGCCGAAUGACGCCGAACCGUGUGGCCUACCGGUCUCACAAGAAGAACGCCCACGGAGACCGGAACCACAAGUGCGAAUGGUGCGGCAAGAGCUUCACUAAGGCCCUAACCCUGCGGGAGCACGUGGCUUCGCGGCAUACCGGGGCCACACUCUAUUCGUGUAGUUUCUGUCCGAAAACGUUCAACUCGAAUGCGAACAUGCACUCGCACCAGAAGAAGAUGCACCCGGUCGAGUGGCUGGCGGCGAAAACGAGCAAGGAGACCAGCAAGGCGAAGGCGCGGGAACCAGGGUCGGGGGAGGUGGAAUCCGAGGACGAUUCGAUCGAUACUUAAAGGUAUAUGGGGGAAGAGCACCGUUAUGUGAUAUAGCUGCUUGGUAAGGUAGGAAUGUAAUACAUGUAAUUGGAAGCAAA
Molecule: messenger RNA, 2126 nt
Organism: Aedes aegypti (yellow fever mosquito)
Lineage: Eukaryota; Metazoa; Arthropoda; Insecta; Diptera; Culicidae
Product: zinc finger imprinted 3
Exons: 5
Coding region: 145-2046 (633 amino acids)
Biological process (GO): regulation of transcription by RNA polymerase II
Cellular component (GO): nucleus; chromosome
Molecular function (GO): chromatin insulator sequence binding; zinc ion binding
Source: RefSeq, a predicted model, not a curated record